GUCGCGUCAAUCGACGGCCGGUCGAGUCGAAGCGGUUGCGAUUUCCCAGUGCCACCGAAAACUCGGCUGGUUAGUGGUUUGUUCGAGUCGAAUGAAGGUCGAGUGAGGCUCGAGCGACCGGGCUUGGACACCGAUGCGAUUGAUCGUCUUCAAAGGCGCUUCCCUAUUGAUGGUUUUUAUUUUAAUUCGUCAGAGCCGAACGGCAUAAAAGGAUUAUGGUUAGAAAGAGUGAAAGGAAUAAGCACGGUACACCCGAUAAAUCCGUAGAGAAAGCUUCGACUAGAAAAAGUAGUCGACAGACGAGACGGAGGAAGAAGUCUACCUCGGAAUCAGAGCCAGAACCUGACAUUCCUGUUGAAAAAGAAACCAAGAGGGAAAAACAUGAGGAGAAGGCAGAAACUUCUGAUGCUCAUACCAGGCUCAGGCGAUCCGCCAGGACCAAAAAUACUCCAGACAUGGAAGCAGAGAUGGUAGAAAAAGCAAAGAGCGAAGAGGUGGUUGAAAACUCUGAUGACAAAGAAUGGAAGGAUGAUAGUAAAUUUUGGGAAGCUCAGCCUGCUAAGCCUGAAGAGGCUAAACCUGCUGAAAAUGAAGAAGAGGGCUUGACAUGGAAAGUUCAGAGCUCUAACGGAUCAGGUGGUGAGAUCCAGAAGCUGAAAAUUUGUAGGCAAAGAUUAACUGAUUCCGCCGAGUCUUCGUCUUCACCGACAAAGGAGACAACAUCUCCAAGAAGGAAGAGGUAUACAAAAAGGGCUACCAAAGAGAAGCACGACCCUGAGAGUGCCGAAUCGACCGGUUCUCAUACAGAUUCAGAAGCUCCACUUCAGAUAAACCCCGAAGAGAAUGUGAAACAGGAAGCACCGACUGAAAAGGAGAGUGCUGACAAAGAGGGAAAUCUCAGCGAGGAGAAAGCAGAAAAGACAACAGAGAAAGAGGUUGAAGUGCAGAAACCGGCAGACAUCGCUGAAACUCCGAUUGUUAAUCGGCCUUCGAUCCCGGAAAAAGAGGAAGGUGAACUAGACACUACUGUCGAGGGGUCCGACGUACAGAAAUCUAGUGAAUGUGAAUCUAUGGUGGUGGAAGCCAACCAGGUGGCAAUCAAUGAAGAGACUCAGGAUGAAAAAGAGGACUGUACAAAAGAAAAAAUAUCCACAAAAGAGCCAGUAAAUGAAAAGUUGGAAAAUGCAAGCAUUGAUAUCUCAUUAUCCAAUGAAAUUGCCAUGGAAGAGAUUGCUAUGGAGGAGAUUGCAAAGAAACUGAAUGAGAGGGCUGCAGCUAAGGGUGCUAAGGAGAUACCAGAGGAGAAGGAGAAGAAAGUGAACGAUAGCGCCAAAACGCCAGAUUCUGAUUUAGACACAACAAAAGAAGAAGGAGAAAUAUCCUCAGCUGCAGAAACUCCAGAACCUGUGAAAAAACAGACAAUGGAGUCACGAGCAAGACCGACUGCAUUGAAAAGGCUAACAGAGGAAAUACCAACUAGUCUGAGAAAAAGAAGGACAAGUAAACAAAUUAAACCACAGAAAGAUUCUCAAAUUGCCAUUUCUUCAUUAACGCUAAAGACUUUGGUUCCUGACGUUGCACCUGUGCCUUUGGAGGAAGUAAAAGAAAUGCUUACGAUUGAGAAGGAAGAAGCCGAGAAGAAAAAGUUGAUAUUAGAGUCGCAAGACGAUGGGGUGGCUGCAGAGGAAGACGAGGGUCCUGGAGGGCACGAGAGCAAGCACCUUAGAGAAUCCAAAGACAAGAAGUCUAAGACGCCUGAACGUAAGAGAAGCUUUAAGGAGGAGGGGUUGGAUAAUAAUGAGGUGAAGAAAAAAAAGAUUAUUAUCAAGCACAAGGAUGAGCCAAAGGUAGAUGUCAAAGUCAACAAUCAAGAAAAUCAUAAAGCUGCUAGGAAAAUAUCAAUUGUUUCUGAUGAUGCCAAAACAUUAAGGAAGUCACCGAGUCCAUCAGUUAAAAAAGCAACAAACAUAUUGUACAUAACCAAUCUUGUUAGGCCUUUUACUGUACCACAGUUAAAGGAGCUUUUAGCUCGAACAGGAACUUUGGCACCAAACGGUUUCUUUAUUGAUAAAAUCAAAUCUAAAUGUUAUGUCAAGUAUACGACUGUGGAAAUGGCUGUAGAGACGAGGCACGCCCUUCAUGGCGUCAGAUGGCCUGUCAACAACCCAAAGACAUUGAAAGUUGAAUUUUCAAAUGAACAAAACCUUAAUAUAAUGCUCCGACUUGCCGAGGAAGAGCACAACGCGGCGAUUAAACAAGAGGUAGCUGCCAUUGACAAGAAUGAAAGGCUUGAAGUCAAGGAAGCUACUUGGGGAAUUGAAAAGAACAUUAUCAAACCUUCAUCUCGACGGGUCACAACCUCAAUUAGGGAAUGGGACAUGGGCAAGAUGCCUGGCAAUGAAAACCAAGCUCCCAAUCAGACGCAGCUCGAGGUGAAAAAAGAAGAAUGGGUCAAAAAUAAGGAUAAAAACAAACUUGAUUCAGAAAACCGGAGGCGCCAGCACAGUCCAGAAAAAUCUGAAAUCCCUCGAAAACUAAAAAAGAAAGACAAUGAAGCUCCAGCUAAACUGUUAGACGGUCUCUUCCGGAAGACAAAAGCUACCCCUCGAAUAUAUUGGCUUCCUCUAACAACCGCACAGAUAGUGGUGAGAGAGGAGAUGAGGAGGCAACAAUUGGCCGAACACGAAAGGAGGUUGGCCCAAGCUGAACAGAGAAAGACAGAGUCGAGGAGGGAUAAAGAUAAAGAGAGAGAUAGGGAAAGAGAGAGGGACAGAGAUCGGGAUCGAGACCGGGAUCGAGAAAGGGUCCGUGAGAGGGAUAGGAGAAAGAAAUAAUGAAUAGAUGCAGAAUGGCAGAAUUUAUCUCUAUCUCUCUCUCCUGCAACUUACUCCACUCCAUGAUAGGGCUGUCCGUUCAACAAGUGUUAGGUCGAGGCUUGGAGGGUAAGCCAUCUGUGCCUACCCUACCCCAUUUAUCCCCAUCCCUUUUCCAUAAUAUCUUUACACUCCCCCUUAUCUUUAGAUAUUAGAAUUUUACAGAUUUAAUUUUUCUCUUUCUUUCUUUUUUCCUUUCUGAGAAUUACAAGAUUUAAUUUGGUAUUGUUGGGUCAUUUUUUUUUUUCAUUUUUGAGGGUUGAAAAGUUGUUUGAUCUCUUAGGAGUGGUGGGUUUUUCAGCCGGUGGUAAGUAAUUUGUUUUUACAGCUCUACAGCAUUUUCUUUACAGGUAGCUUAGUCUGGAAUCGCCGCUGAUAGCUUCAGCGCCUUCACAACCUUUGCUGACAAUUUUUCUCUCUCACACUUACAAUGGGAUACGAUAUCAUCAUUGGUGUUUCUUGCCUGAUUAACGUCUUACGAGUUUCCUUUGUCGAAGUGAGCCCGAAUUCUUCUCACUAAUAAAUAUUGGCACUUGCAACAAGAAUGCUGCCAUGAGAAAGGAAGCUGGCGAUUCUGCUCGUCACAAAGGAUGAUGGCCACCCGCUUGUCAAUGAGUCUGACUUCAAAUUCACCAGAGUGGUCCAGAGACACAAAAUACAUCCUUAAUUAUCAGUUUGCUACAAGAAAUUCAGUAGGCUAAUUGCCAAAAUACUUCAAACUAUCGGAAUUCUCUCUCAAAAAAAGAGACUGCAAUGACUCGCAACCACCCUACACAAUCUUUAUCAACAUCUCAUUCUUAUAUGUAAAUAGUGUCAAAUGAAUGUCUUAGCAAUGGAAUUAUGAAUAGAAUUUCAAUCAAUUUUGUACAAAACAACU
This is a messenger RNA of Cimex lectularius (bed bug), 3750 nucleotides long. It is a transcript of the gene Acn, whose product is annotated as apoptotic chromatin condensation inducer in the nucleus. Gene Ontology annotation, molecular function: RNA binding. The transcript is spliced from 14 exons. The coding region runs from base 216 to 2834 and encodes 872 amino acids. NCBI's taxonomy places the organism in Eukaryota, Metazoa, Arthropoda, Insecta, Hemiptera, Cimicidae. The record is from RefSeq and is a predicted model, not a curated record.